CAACUUUUUAUCCUGUAUAAAACAGGUAGCAAGCAUCCAAAUCAUAACUGUCCCUCAAAAAAAUGGCUGGUAAUACAGCACAAGCUACACAACAGCCAGUUAAGCAUUUUAACCUGGUAAGAUGUGUCGCCGUUUGCUUGCUAACCCUUAUUGUUCUUGUUGGUCUAGCCGUCCUCAUCACUUGGUUAGUCAUUAGGCCUAAAAGGUUGGUUUACACCCUUGAAAAUGGUUCACUCCAACAUUUCAACCUCAACAAUAACCAUAUCAAUGCCACCUUUGAUUUUGUGCUCAUGGCAUAUAAUCCCAAUACCAAAACUUCCGUUUACUAUGACUCCAUGGAGUCUGUGGUGUCGUACAAAGAUCAAACUCUCGCGUUUGAUACAAUCGAUCCUUUCCAUCAACCUCAUAGGGACACAGCUCGAGUAGAAUCCAAGCUCGUGGCUCAAAAUUUGGCACUGUCGCCAUCGACGUUUAAGGACCUCAGGGGUGAAAAAUCAUCUGGAGAGAUCGAAGUUGACGUUCAUUACAAGUCGAGGGUUCGAUUCAAGGUAGGUAUGUGGAAGUCGAAACAUCGUACUCUAAAAAUUGUGUGUCCCUCGGUGAAACUGCACUUUUCUUGGUCCAGACAUUUUGAGAAUGUACCAUGUGAAGUAGAACUCUAGUUUUGUUUUGUCUGGUUUUUUUCCCAUUUUUACAUGGCUAAUUUGUGUUCUAAUGUUGCCAUUUUGUCCUUUGUGAAAAUUGUUUUUCUUUUUAGUUGCUCACACAAAAUGCAAAAUUAAAUGUAUUAACCGGUAUACACCUCGUCAUUGUAAGAAAAAAAUUGAAUUAUUUUGCAGUAAUUCAAACCACUUGGAGGUGGUUGGACAAAAAAUGUGUUUAAAUUCUUAGUUGAUAA
Messenger RNA from Gossypium arboreum, 898 nucleotides. RefSeq lists its product as uncharacterized. NCBI's taxonomy places the organism in Eukaryota, Viridiplantae, Streptophyta, Magnoliopsida, Malvales, Malvaceae. Bases 63 to 662 code for a protein of 199 amino acids. The record is from RefSeq and is a predicted model, not a curated record. The transcript has a single exon. Gene Ontology annotation, biological process: defense response to other organism.